This is a messenger RNA of Cuculus canorus (common cuckoo), 1958 nucleotides long. It is a transcript of the gene PPP2R5D, whose product is annotated as protein phosphatase 2 regulatory subunit B'delta. Gene Ontology annotation, molecular function: protein phosphatase activator activity. Bases 131 to 1957 code for a protein of 608 amino acids. Gene Ontology annotation, biological process: signal transduction; protein dephosphorylation. Gene Ontology annotation, cellular component: cytosol; protein phosphatase type 2A complex; nucleus. Lineage: Eukaryota; Metazoa; Chordata; Aves; Cuculiformes; Cuculidae. The transcript is spliced from 16 exons. The record is from RefSeq and is a predicted model, not a curated record.
GCGCGGCGGCGGCUGUUGCCAGGCAGAGCGGCGCGUCUGGCCCAAUGGGAGCGGAGCGCUGCGGCCGGGCCCGGGCGCAGGCGGUGGCGGCGGCGGCGGGCGCGGAGCGGCGGCGGCCCCGGGGCUCACCAUGCCCUACAAGCUGAAGAAGGAGAAGGAGUCUCCGAAGUCCACAAAAAGCACCACAAAGCCUGGGAGCAGCAGUAGCGGGAAGGAUGGUGGGGCAGAGAAUUCGGAAGAGGCCCAGCAGCCUCAGCAGCAGCCACAGCAGCCGCCGCCACAGCAGCAACAGCAGCAACAGCAGACAACUUCAAAUAAGCGGCCCAGUAACAGUGCUCCCCCCCCAACCCAGCUGAAUAAGAUUAAAUACUCGGGGGGACCCCAGAUUGUGAAGAAGGAGCGCAGGCACAGCUCCUCUCGCUUCAAUCUGAGCAAAAACCGAGAACUACAAAAGCUCCCGGCCCUUAAAGAUGCUCCUCCACAUGAACGAGAAGAGCUUUUCAUCCAAAAGCUGCGGCAGUGCUGCGUGCUUUUUGACUUCAUCUCUGACCCCCUCAGUGACCUGAAGUUCAAGGAGGUGAAGCGAGCAGGUCUCAACGAGAUGGUGGAAUAUAUCACACAUAACCGUGAUGUUGUCACCGAGGCCAUCUAUCCCGAAGCUGUUAUCAUGUUUUCAGUGAACCUCUUCCGGACACUCCCGCCAUCAUCCAAUCCCACAGGCGCGGAAUUUGACCCUGAGGAGGAUGAGCCUACAUUAGAGGCUGCCUGGCCACACCUUCAGCUUGUGUAUGAGUUCUUCCUCCGGUUCCUGGAAUCGCCUGACUUUCAACCAAAUGUAGCCAAGAAAUACAUUGACCAGAAGUUUGUACUAUCUCUGCUGGAUCUGUUUGACAGUGAAGACCCAAGAGAGCGAGACUUCCUAAAGACUAUUCUGCACAGGAUCUACGGGAAGUUCCUGGGUCUGCGAGCAUAUGUGAGGCGGCAGAUUAACAAUAUAUUUUACAGGUUCAUCUAUGAAACAGAGCACCACAAUGGGAUUGCAGAGCUGCUGGAGAUCCUGGGAAGCAUAAUCAAUGGGUUUGCGUUGCCUCUGAAGGAAGAGCAUAAGAUGUUCCUCAUCAGAGUCUUGUUACCCCUGCACAAGGUGAAGUCUCUCAGCGUCUACCACCCGCAGUUGGCAUACUGUGUUGUACAGUUCCUGGAGAAAGACAGCAGCUUGACAGAGCCCGUGAUUGUGGGCUUGCUGAAGUUCUGGCCAAAAACUCACAGUCCCAAGGAGGUGAUGUUUUUAAAUGAGCUGGAGGAGAUCCUGGACGUGAUCGAGCCAUCCGAGUUCGUGAAAGUUAUGGAGCCCUUGUUCAGACAGUUGGCCAAAUGUGUCUCCAGCCCACACUUCCAGGUGGCAGAGCGAGCGCUGUACUAUUGGAACAACGAAUAUAUCAUGAGCCUGAUCAGCGAUAACGCAGCCAAAAUUCUCCCGAUCAUGUUUCCAGCACUCUACAAGAACUCCAAGAGUCACUGGAACAAGACAAUCCAUGGGCUGAUCUACAAUGCACUGAAGCUCUUCAUGGAGAUGAACCAAAAGCUUUUUGAUGACUGCACGCAGCAAUACAAGGCAGAGAAGCAGAAGGGAAGGUUCAGGAUGAAGGAACGAGAAGAAAUGUGGCAGAAAAUAGAGGAGUUGGCCCGGCUGAACCCCCAGUACCCCAUGUAUUAUGCGCCUCCACCGCUGACUCCUAUCUGCUGUAUGGAAACGGAGACCCCAACUGCAGAAGAUAUACAACUACUGAAGAAAACAGUGGAGACAGAGGCUGUGCAGAUGCUGAAAGACAUUAAGAAGGAGAAAGUUUUGCUGCGUCGGAAAUCUGAGCUUCCUCAGGACGUCUACACUAUAAAAGCCCUGGAGGCCCACAAGAGAGCAGAAGAGUUUCUCACCUCAAGCCAGGAGGCUCUCUGAC